AUGUGGUGUUCAAAUACGUCUAACGAGAAGCUGUGUCAUAUAGACUGCCCAGAUUGGGCAAGUCUUCACGGAGCCCUUGUUUAUCUGUUGUUGGACAAGUUGUUGGAACCCAUUGACCAUGUUCGUUUCGCUGCAGUUUGCAAGGAGUGGCGUGCAGUUUCAAAAGAUUAUAAUGAAGCAAAGCAGCGCUGGUGUAAAAAGAGGCUACUUCCGAUGCUCUUAAUCUCAUCUGCUGAAUCCGAAGAGAAGCUAGAACUGUUCAGCAUUUCCGAAAGAAAAGUCUACUGCAAUAUUGAGUUGCCAUCGCCUUGUAGGAAGUCUAGGAGGUGUUUUGGCCCCAACCACGACAGUGGUGGUUGGUUGAUUGUGGUAGAUCUAGUAGAGGGCGAGUUGCCAUAUUUAGAUUUAACUCUCGUGAACCCUUUCAGAAAAGAAGUGCCACCCAUUCACCUUCCUCGUCUUCGUCCUUGCUGUUCUCAAUUCAAAUAUCUAUCUGGACAAGGCUUGAAGGUUAUAGUAUCUGGUGAUCCCAUAUUGAACCCGGACAGUUUUGUGGUUUUUAAUUUUUUUUAA
Fragaria vesca subsp. vesca is the source of this 573-nucleotide messenger RNA. RefSeq lists its product as uncharacterized. The transcript has a single exon. The record is from RefSeq and is a predicted model, not a curated record. Lineage: Eukaryota; Viridiplantae; Streptophyta; Magnoliopsida; Rosales; Rosaceae. Gene Ontology annotation, molecular function: protein binding. Bases 1 to 573 code for a protein of 190 amino acids.